UAUAAAAAAGCGGAGUAUAUCCGAAGUUGGGCAUUUGAGAGGUGCAUUGAUAAUAAAUCAUCGAAGACAGAAAAACAGAGAGAAGCUCGUAAAAGUAAAAUGGCAAACAGGUACUGGGUGGUGUCUCUUCCCGUCCAGAACAACAGCUCUUCCUCUACGAUAUGGAACCAGUUGCAGCAAAAUAUCUCCAAACAUUCCUUCGACACUCCUCUUUACAGAUUCAACAUUCCCAAUCUCCGCGUCGGAACCCUAGAUUCACUCCUCUCCCUCAGCGAUGAUCUCAACAAGUCUAACGCUUUCAUGGAAGGUGUUUCUCACAAGAUCAGGCGCCAGAUUGAGGAACUCGAGAGAGUUUCCGGAGUUAAUACUGCUGCGCUUACCGUCGAUGGAGUUCCUGUUGAUUCCUACUUGACUAGAUUUGUUUGGGAUGAUGCUAAGUACCCGACUAUGUCACCUCUGAAGGAGAUCGUGGAUGGCAUUCAUGCUCAAGUCGCAAAGAUUGAGGAUGAUCUCAAGGUUCGUGUUUCCGAGUAUAAUAAUAUCCGAAGUCAGCUCAAUGCUAUAAACCGAAAGCAAACUGGAAGCUUAGCAGUCCGUGAUCUUUCUAACUUGGUAAAACCUGAGGACAUUAUAAAUUCAGAACAUUUAACUACCCUCCUUGCCGUUGUUUCCAAGUAUUCACAGAAGGACUGGCUCGCAAGCUACGAAACAUUGACUAGCUAUGUGGUCCCAAGGUCUUCUAAGAAGUUGCAUGAGGAUAACGAAUAUGCUCUUUAUACUGUAACCCUCUUCAAUCGUGUGGCAGACAAUUUUAGAACUAGUGCACGUGAAAAAGGGUUCCAAAUUCGUGAUUUUGAGUACAGUCCAGAAACACAUGAGGGCCGAAAGCAGGAGUUGGACAAAUUGAUGCAAGAUCAAGAAAGUUUGAGGGGUUCUCUGUUGCAAUGGUGCUAUACCAGUUAUGGAGAGGUUUUCAGCUCCUGGAUGCACUUCUGUGCUGUGCGCUUAUUUUCCGAAAGCAUUCUGAGAUAUGGAUUGCCGCCAAAUUUCUUGGCAUGCGUCUUAGCUCCAUCUGUAAAAGCCGAGAAGAAAGUACGUUCAAUCCUUGAAGGGUUGAGUGAUAGCUCAAACAGUGCAUACUGGAAAACUGAUGAAGAGGUAGGGGCUGGAAUGGCUAACCUAGCAGGUGAGGCGGAUACACAUCCAUAUGUUUCCUUCACCAUCAACCUUAUUUGAGCGCCACUGGAAACAAGCCCUGUCUCUUAAUUUAGAUCCGCUAAAGAUUAUUUUGGACAGCUAUAAUGCCAAAGCCAGACAGGAUUUGAAGAUUUUGUACAUUACUAUCAUAUUUCAUUAUUUGUUAUUAUUUAUAUAUAAUUGGAGCAGUCGAAGUUUCAACGGGUCUAAUGAAUUUCAAGAGCAGAGUUCGUUGCCAGGAUCGUUGGCUACUUGUAUUUGUUUCAUGUAAGUUUUCAUGUUUGCGACGAUGGAACUCGGGAGAACUGAUGCUCACUAGCUCACUUCUUCAGAAAAUAAUACAAACCUGUCACUUGUACGUCGAAAACUUUAUAUUGUGGGGAUAUUUAUGUUACAUCACUUUUUAUAUCGACAUAGUCAGAACUAUAAUCGAUAGGUUGGAAUUUAUUUAUGUUAUUCAAUAAAUCUAUUGUUGAAAAUUAGGGGUGUAUUUGCAUCACUUGUAUGAAUCCUUGUUAUACUUGUCAAUUUAUCAAUAUUUAAAGAUGGUUAGUUAA
Molecule: messenger RNA, 1754 nt
Organism: Lathyrus oleraceus (garden pea)
Lineage: Eukaryota; Viridiplantae; Streptophyta; Magnoliopsida; Fabales; Fabaceae
Product: V-type proton ATPase subunit C
Exons: 11
Coding region: 100-1236 (378 amino acids)
Biological process (GO): proton transmembrane transport
Cellular component (GO): vacuolar proton-transporting V-type ATPase, V1 domain
Molecular function (GO): proton-transporting ATPase activity, rotational mechanism
Source: RefSeq, a predicted model, not a curated record